AUGGUCUCAUUCUUAUACUUACUCAUUCAAUACAUUGGAAACACUCCCCAAGACCAGCGUGAUUUCUUAGAGCAGAAGGGGAAAUCAGCUUUACCCAUGUUCAAAUGGGUGCGUUUUAGAGCAUCAAAGCCCUAUUUCAUGUAUACGCUCAAGUGGGGUGUUUUACAGUAUGCAAUUCUGCGUCCACUACUCAGUAUCAUAUCUAUCAUUUGCGAAGCAGAGAAUGUACUUUGCUCUACAACGUACAGUGUUCACUUUGCUGAAGUAUACAUAACAGCUAUCGACUUUGUUUCUAUAUCGGUCGCGCUCUACGCUCUUGUCAUCUUCUACACUAUUACCAAAGCUGAUUUAAUGGGUAAGAAACCACUCGCAAAAUUCUUAUCAAUCAAGCUACUUGUCGCUUUUACAUUCUACCAAGGCUUCAUAUUCGACCAGCUUGCGGAGCAUAAUAUUUUAAAGUCAACAGAGUACUGGACAAGGAAUAACAUCAGUAAUGGACUAGACAGUCUUUGUAUAUGCGUUGAGAUGGUCUUCUUUUCAGCAUUUAUGAUUUACGCGUUUAGUUUCAAGGAAUAUAGGAACAGGACCAAGGUUGAAGGUGUUCAACGUAUCAUGAAUCCGUUGAUGGCAUUCUUAUAUGCCAUCAACUUGACGGACUUGAUCAAGGAUGUAUUCUUAUCCUUCCGCUUCUUUUUCGAUUACGCUCGUAAUAAGCCUUACGCACAUAGCAAAAAGAAUGCGACAAUGGCAGAUGAAUUUGAUGAAGCAUUCCUACCUUCGUCGAGAGGGUAUGAAAUGACACGGGCUUCUCAUGAAUACGAUGAUCACUUAGAAAACCAAGCAUGGCACUACAAGAAUGAUAGUACGUCGACAAUCGAUGUUUCAAAUGAUAUACCAACUGGAGCAUAUCAACCUAGAAUUGUUAAUUAA
This is a messenger RNA of Wallemia ichthyophaga EXF-994, 930 nucleotides long. Its product is annotated as Transmembrane protein. Gene Ontology annotation, biological process: transport. The record is from RefSeq and is a predicted model, not a curated record. Gene Ontology annotation, molecular function: transporter activity. Bases 1 to 930 code for a protein of 309 amino acids. The transcript is spliced from 3 exons. Lineage: Eukaryota; Fungi; Basidiomycota; Wallemiomycetes; Wallemiales; Wallemiaceae.